CCUCCUCCUGCUCCUCGCGCGAGCGAGUCCAGCUCGUGCACUCGGGCUAAUGGAGCUGAAACAUUAGAGCUCUAUUGUAUGAGAGAGGGGAAAUAGAGAGAGAGAGAGAUAUAGAAGAAUAGAACGAGAAAAAGAGAGAGCAUGCUGUGACUUGUUUCUUUCUUUCCCUCUCUCUCUCUCUGAGUCCGGCUGCUGAAGCCUUUGCUGUCCUCGUCGUCUUUUAUUAUUUAAGGUCUUUAUUUUAAGCUAAUGUUCAGCAGACGUGUUUUAAAAACAGGAGGAGAGGGAGGAGGUGGAGGAGAGGAGGGGUAGACAGCGUGUUCUCGCUGCCUCGUUAUCUGUGACUUGGGGCUGUGCAAGAAGUGUGAGUGUGUGUAAGAGUGUGUAAGAGUGUGUGUAGCUAUCUAUCUCCCCCCUCUCACUGAGUGUGUUGCUGCCGAACAGCAUGGUCAUGGCUGACUGUCACCAGAAAGCAGGGCUCCGGGCUCCGGUCCGGGUGGGCUUCUACGAUAUCGAGCGCACUCUGGGCAAGGGCAACUUCGCCGUGGUGAAGCUCGCGAGACACCGGAUCACCAAGACCGAGGUGGCCAUAAAGAUCAUAGACAAGACCCAGCUGGACUCGGUGAACCUGGAGAAGAUCUACCGGGAGGUGAAGAUCAUGAAGAUGCUGGACCACCCUCAUAUCAUUAAGCUGUAUCAGGUCAUGGAGACCAAGAACAUGCUCUACCUUGUGACGGAGUACGCCAAGAACGGGGAGAUUUUUGAUUACCUGGCGAAGCACGGCCGACUGAGUGAGCCUGAAGCUCGGCGGAAGUUCUGGCAGAUUCUGUCAGCGGUAGAGUACUGCCAUAACCGCAACGUUGUUCACCGAGACCUGAAGGCUGAGAACCUGCUGCUGGAUGGACACAUGAACAUCAAAAUUGCAGAUUUCGGCUUUGCGAACUUCUUCCGCACAGGAGAGCCGUUGGCCACGUGGUGCGGCAGCCCACCGUACGCCGCCCCCGAAGUGUUCGAGGGGCAGCAGUAUGAAGGACCACAGCUCGAUAUCUGGAGCAUGGGGGUGGUCCUGUACGUGCUGGUGUGUGGCGCCUUGCCUUUCGAUGGUCCCUCUCUACCCGUUCUGAGGCAGCGAGUGCUGGAGGGCCGCUUCCGAAUCCCGUACUUCAUGACUGAAGACUGUGAGCACCUGAUCAGACGGAUGCUGGUGCUGGACCCGUCUAAACGUCUGUCUGUGGCUCAGAUAAAGGAGCACAAGUGGAUGGUGCUGGACGUUCCUGUGCAGAGGCCUCUGCUGUACCCACAGACGGGUCAGGCGGAGGGUGAGACGGGUCUGGGAGAAUACAGCGAGCAGGUGCUGAGACUAAUGCACAGCCUGGGCAUCGACCAGCACAAGACUAUAGAGUCUCUUCAGAAUAAGAGCUAUAACCACUUUGCUGCUAUCUACUACCUGCUUGUGGAGAGACUGAAGGCGCACCGUUGCAGUUUCCCUGUGGAGCCACGUCUUGAUGCCCGACAGCGAAGACCAAGCACAAUUGCUGAACAGACCAUGGUGAAGUCGAGCAGCGGCGCUCCUCAGGUGAGCCUCCUCUCUCAGAACGUGCGACUGCUGCGUUCCCCAGGUGUACCCCAGGCCUCCGCUGAUUCCUACGCCUUCCCACAAUCCCCCUGUGCUCCGGAGCACAGCCUGAUGGAGGAGGAGGUGGGAACUCCCAAAGUGGACGGCUGCAUGCUGGAUCCUCUCCCUCCUGUGGCAGUGCGUAAAUCCAGCACUUCAUCUCCCAGCAAUAUGAUGGAGAUGUCGAUUGACGAGGGCAUAGAGACAGAGGAGCCUGACGCAGAGGAGGAUCACGCCCACAUGUUUAACGCCUAUCAGACACGUUUUAGCCAGCGGAGACACACCCUCUCAGAGGUCACCAACCAACCAGGAGUCCUCACUAGUGCAGGGAAGCUGUUCAGUCUGGGUCACAACCCGUCCCUGGGCAGCGUGGACUCUGAAUAUGACAUGGGAUCCAUGCACAGUGAUCUGAGCCUGCUGGAGGACACGUCGUCUCUAAAUGAGGCCGUCUUGGCAAACACGCCCAUCAGCCGGGUGACUCCGCCUUUCGCACGGCCGGCGAACCCCGCCAUGCAGGCGCUGAGCUCACAGAGGAGAGAAGCUCACAAUCGCUCGCCUGUCAGCUUCCGCGAGGGCCGUCGAGCAUCAGACACCUCCCUCACACAAGGCCUGGUGGCUUUCCGGCAGCACUUGCAGAACCUGGCUCGGACCAAAGGCAUCCUGGAGCUCAACAAGGUCUACGAACAGAUGGGCUCUGGGGAGAACCCUUCUUUAGGACCUCUGAGCCCCCAGACACACCCACAUGACCUGCUGGACCCCUUGCUUCAGGGAGAUGGAGCCCAUCAGCACGGAUUAGCCCUGUACUCGGGUGGACCUCAGCCGAUGCUGUCCAGGAGACAGAGUCUGGAGCCUCAGUACCCCACACACAGAAUCUCGAAACCUAGUAUGAUGGCCAGCCCCAGCAGUUGCCAGAUGUUCUGUAAAGAGAUUCCACGCAGCCUAGAACAACAGCUGGCUGAACACAGGUUGCAGCAGAAGAGGCUGUAUCUUCAGAAGCAGUCGCAGAUGCAGGCCUAUUUUAACCAGAUGCACAUAGUGGAGGAUCCGUACAGCGGCUGCUCUACCAUGAGCAGCCAGGACUCUGCAGCAGCUCCUCCUCAGGUCCAGGGCUCUAUAGCCCCAGUGCUCCAGCAGCAGAGCCCCCAAGCCUCAGCAUCAUAUCCCUCACAUCCUCAAGCCUAUAACCCUCUGAUGGAGCCGUAUCUGGGCCACUACCCACACCUGCAGCCUUCUGCCCUGCACCACAGCCUGCAGGGUCAGCUCCAGGGCCAGCAGCCGGAUACCCUCAGCUACGGCUACCCACCCCAGGAGCCUAGAGCACCAUGCGCCGUGGGGGACAGUAUCCUGUAUCAGGAGCAAUACAGUCACCCGCUGGACCCUGGGCAGCCCCCUCCUCCGGGUGCAGUGGCAGGAGCUCCUCCUGCGUCCGGGUACGAAGGCCUGGCCAUAGCCGACCCCUUUCUUGACGGGGAGAUGAUGGAGACGGUGGACUCCCAAUCUGGCUUUGUGCUGGUGAAUUGAGCGCAGGCAUUCGAGGCAAACAACAGUAUUAAUUAACCUUGAGAUCUGCUUUGCUGCUGGCGAAUGGGAGAAUAGAGGAGGAGAUACAGGUACGGGGAUGGACCAAGCAUUUGUGCAAAGAAGAAACUUUCAGAUGCGAAAGAAGAAACUUUCAGAUGCGAAAAGAUAACGAGGGCGUUAUUUCUUUUCCGUUUUUUAUUUCGUUUUCUCAUCCAGUCUCCUCCCUACCUCCCUUUUCGUUCUCCGGUGCCUGCAGCAAUAAUGCAUUUGCUGCUGGUUCUCCCCGGAGAAGGAGUCUGAAGUCUGGCAGAAGGCCACUUUUGAGGAAGCUCUGUAUAAGUGGAAGUGGAAGCUCUUCUCCUGAGCGUAGCACCUGAGCCACGUCAGUCAGAGCUCUGGAUGUUUUCCGUAGCAAACAGAGACGUUCCCAGUGCCCAGAGACGUGUGGCCGGGAGCCGAGACCACAAACGUGACUGGUUUUGUUUUAGAACAGGACUUUGUCUUGGCUCCCAGCAGUUUUUGAACUUGUGAACACCUUUGAACACUUGUGAACACUUUAGAACAUUUCAAACAGGACGAUACAGGACGUAUUCAGAUUGCACGCUUGUGAAGUGCAGUGUUAGUAAAAAUAGACAAAUAAAUAAAAAAAAUUAUAUGGCAAUACUGAAGCAAUAUAAUCAAGCUGGGACUGAACAAAGCCAUAAACAGGACAGGACAAGGUCCAGCUCCACCAAUCCCACAGUCCGUGAGAAAAAAAAAAAAACACGUUCGUCUGGCCUUCAACUGUAGUAUUGUUACUUGCUCACUGUGUCCGUGGCAUGAACUCUGAACUCUGUUCAUGAACAACUGUUUCAUGCAGCGAAGAAGAAGUGACGUGGAGUGAAUCACAGCAUUCCCACAUUCACAUUCUCUUCUCACACUGAUUAAGCAGGGAGGAGCUGAUCUGUUGUCCAGAUGAUGACAUCAUCAUCAUCAUCAUUAUCUUGAUGAGAUCAGCCUCCCGGGGGUCAAUAUUGGAAAUAAUAUGGUGGAAUUUAAAUUAUUCUCAACACUAAAUGGGUUUUUUGGCGGAAUCUGCAGAUUUUUAAUUUUUUUUUUUUUUUUUUUAAGGAAAUUUCAACGAUUGAAAGUUUAGUCAGUCAACACUGGAAUGAAUGCAGCCAACUGAUCACGUUACUCUUACACUAUUUCUUACACACUCUUACAUCAGUAAAUGAUUAAAAAAAUAGAGAGGAAUAAAGAAGACGGGGUUCUACUUAAGCACUACUUAACAAAUCUUGUUUUUUUUUUCUUACAAAAAAAAAAAAACUUGAAUAGGGUUUUUGAUCACAAUGAAAUUUCUGGUUAAUAAUAAUUAUCGCAGAUGAUUAUUAUUAUUGAUAAUUGCUUGAGAAAGUGUUGUAAAAGUGAAAUAAGGCUGAAAUGGCUUUGCAGGACUCCUGGCAAACAUAAAAAAAAAUACUGGAGCACUUUUUCUUUUCUCUUUUCUCUUUUCUCUUUUCUCUUUUCUGUCUGGAAGAAGCGAAAGGAAUCGUAGUGAAAGUGGAAUUAGCAGUCGGGCGAGUCCAGCCUGCUCUGCUAGUUCUGUCAACUUAAACCAAGAGACGAGACAAAUCCUGCUCUCCCUAGUUCUGCACACAAGCUGCUCUCUCUCUCUCUCUCUCUCUCUCUCUCUCUCUCUCUCUCUCUCUCUCUCUCUCUCUCUCUCUCUCUCUCUCUCUCUCUCUCUCUCUCUUUCUUUCUCUCCAAGGACACGCGAGAGUCCCACGUGAGUCCCACGUGAGUCCCGCGCGAGAGUCUCACUGGUCUCAGUGAUUGUCGUAUGUGCUUUGUAUAAAUUAGGGUUUAGAUAUGUUUAUUGGAAGUGCUUUCAAGAUGCAAGGAAUCAUCAUUUUCAGUGUGAUAGUGUUCAGUGUGCCUUUUCUUUCUUUAUUUCUUAUUUUUUUAUUUUUAAUUAAGACCUGAAUAACUUGUUUAACAAAUUGAUUCUGUUUCUGGUUUGGUAUACCUUACAGGAUAUAAGUAGACCCAGGUUUUACGAAAAGGUACAAAACCAAAGUCCUCUCCGAAGUUUCCCUGUACAACCCCACCGUGUGGAGUUUGGAGCUUCUCGGUUAGUUUCAGAAAUAGUGCUUUUUUCAAUCAGUAUAUGAUGUUGAAAAGUAUUAAUAGCAAUAUUUGUUAUGAAUAGUUAUUAAAAAAAAAGAAUCAUGAUGAAUGUGUGACAGUAUCAUAAUCUCUCCUUCAGCUGCCAAACACCAUUCUUUAGAAAUCCAAUUCUACAUUUACCCUCAUUGAUGUGACCACACAUAAGCUAACUUUGCUGUUGAGAUUAAAAAAAAAAAGUUUAUUGAACAAAA
Molecule: messenger RNA, 5496 nt
Organism: Astyanax mexicanus (Mexican tetra)
Lineage: Eukaryota; Metazoa; Chordata; Actinopteri; Characiformes; Acestrorhamphidae
Gene: sik2b
Product: salt-inducible kinase 2b
Exons: 15
Coding region: 446-3136 (896 amino acids)
Biological process (GO): intracellular signal transduction; protein phosphorylation; microtubule cytoskeleton organization
Cellular component (GO): cytoplasm
Molecular function (GO): ATP binding; protein serine/threonine kinase activity; tau-protein kinase activity
Source: RefSeq, a predicted model, not a curated record